Messenger RNA from Salvelinus namaycush (lake trout), 3435 nucleotides. It is a transcript of the gene abi3bpb, whose product is annotated as ABI family, member 3 (NESH) binding protein b. Gene Ontology annotation, biological process: positive regulation of cell-substrate adhesion; extracellular matrix organization. Bases 7 to 1827 code for a protein of 606 amino acids. Gene Ontology annotation, molecular function: protein binding. The transcript has 17 exons. Lineage: Eukaryota; Metazoa; Chordata; Actinopteri; Salmoniformes; Salmonidae. The record is from RefSeq and is a predicted model, not a curated record.
CAGAACAUGAAGGUUCGCAUCAACGCUACGGGCGACACCAUCGUGAUGAAGUUUGUCCGGCCCAACCCUGACACCAAGCUGGAGGGCUACAUCCUGGGCUACGGCAGCAGCAUGUUCUCUAAACAGUUCAUCCAGCUGCCUGAGAAUGGAGAGCCCUACGAGACUGAGAUAGACGCUGAACCCAAGUAUCUUGUUGCUGUCCAGCCAAUCCCGAGCAACGACGUAAAGAAACAAUGCACAGGAAAGGUCUACCUGGAGAAGCCACUCCACCUGGUUAUUGGCUCCGUCACCCCAACCUCUGUGCUGCUGUCCUGGGGAACCUUCCUGAAGACGCCCUACGAAGCAGGCAACAUCAUGAACGACUGUUUGGAAGACGGACACUACACCGUCCGCUACAGGGAGAGGAACAGGAAGUGGAUCUACCAGACCUGCCCCACCAGCGACACUGUGAUUGACAACCUGAAGCCCAACACCCCAUAUGAGUUUGGGGUCCGCUCCAACAAAGACGAACGCAGCGGAAUCUGGAGCAAGCCUGUCAUUCACAAAACCAACAUGGGCGCAGGGUUGGACAAAAGCAUCCAGAAACCCUACAAGCACCGGACCCCUAUUGUGAAGCCAAUGAAACCACCCAUGUCCCGUGCACUUUUCCCACCUCGUCCAGCCAAUGGUAAGCAUCACAAAGGAACCGGCCUUCCCAAACCAGUGGUUUGGAACAGACUGAGAAUGGGAUCUCGUCCGUCCAUUCCUAUCAACAAAAAGACCAACCUGGUUGGCAAACCUGGUGAUAUGAACAAGCUGAAUGUCUUGAAGCAAACGGACAAGGCCUCCAUUUUGAAGAAGUUUCCAUCAGUGACGGCUAAACCUGCCAAGCAAGACCGCAGACACACAACAACGACUACACCAUCAGUCAACGACAUCUGGUUUGAAACCUGGGAGAACUCCUCAUUAUUCAGCUCCCUACCAGCCUCUGACGUGGACGCAUUGGGAAAGAAACGUUUCGUUGCACCCCAUGUAGUCUACAAGACGGACAAGAAACCAGACGAGCCGUGUUCCAUCACAACCUCUCUCAGCUACUUCCCAGAGGAGGAAGGCGGGGAGACAAACGUGACAGCCCCGCCCAAGUCUCCGCCCUCCAACCUCACCGUGGUAACGGUGGAGGGAUGCCCCUCCUUCAUUAUUCUAGACUGGGAAAAGACCGACAAUGACACCACAGAAUAUGAGGUAAUCUCCACGACGAAGGGACCAGAUGGUACUCAGGUCUCCAUCCUGACCACCAACCAGACUCACACUGCAGUGGAGAACCUCAAACCCGAGAGCAGCUACGAGUUCAAGGUGAAACCCAAGAACGAGCGUGGAGAGGGGCCACCCAGUGAGCCUGUGUCCUUCAACACUGAAUCAGCGGACCCACGUGUGAGUGAGAAUGUCUCAGGAAAAGAUGCCAUCUGGACCCAGUUCCCCUUCAAGACAGACUCAUACUCAGAGUGCAAUGGCAAGCAGUACGUGAAGAGGACCUGGUACCGCAAGUUUGUGGGCAUCCAGCUCUGCAACUCCCUCCGAUACAAGAUAUAUCUGAGUGAUUCUCUCAACGGUAAAUUUUACAACAUUGGGGACCAGACUGGCCAUGGUGAGGACCACUGUCAGUUUGUAGACUCGUUCCUCGAUGGAAGGACAGGAAACCAAGUCAGGGCUGACCAGCUGCCAGCAAGAGAAGGGUAUUACAGGGCUAUGAGACAAGAGCCUGUCAACUUUGGUCAGAUAGGAGGGAACUCUCACGUCACCUACGUGCCAUGGUACGAGUGUGGAACAGCCAUUCCUGGCAAAUGGUAGGACCCCCCAAAGCUGUCUGUGGAGAAGCCCGAAGGAUAUACAGUACAUAUCAAACCGGCUGGGAAGGUGGCAGGAGGGGUCCUUCUACGCAUCCAAUCAGUCUCUGGAUGCUACAUAUCCCCCAUCCAUCCGCCUCCGAACCCCAGCCAUGUAAAAACGUGUACAGGAUCUCCGUGUCAGGUUAAUAUAAUGUCCAUAUGUAAUAGCCUUCUCUUAUUUAUCAAACAUGACAAAAAGGCAAACGGAUAAAUAGAACAUAGUAUGAGAUAGAUGGAGAAACUUCUAACUAACAGUGUGAGGUAACAAACAUACAGUAGAUAUCUUUUUUUUUUUAUAAUGGGAAGCUGGCUCCCUGAAACUUAUUUUGAUAACGUGUAUAAUAUUAUUUAUCAAAGUGUUUGAUGCCAUGUUCCGAGUUCUAGGAAAUGGGUUAUAAUGCAACGCUUUUGCUGUACAGUACGAGUUGUAAAGUUUCAGACAACCUGCCGGAAUUUCAUGGUUUCAUUCAGUGACCGAUUCAUGGUGCAAGAAUUGUUCCAUAAUUUGGUCAGUCUUAGGGCUCUAUUCAAUCCGUAUCGCUGAACCUCAGCAUUGCGGCGCGAUGGAAAUUUAAAGGCAAUAUUCCCGAGUUAGCGGAGACUGCAUUCAUGGUAAACGCUGCAUAUGUCGGCUCAAUGGGAAAUGACCUUUACAUUUUCAUCACGCAAUCUGUAACGCUUCAGCGAAACAAAUUGAAUCCAGCCCUAGUUCAAUAUACACCUUCAGAGAAGAUAAUGCUGUAUAUAUUAACAUGAAGUCCACUCUCACACAUAUCCACUAACCAGUGGAGGCUGCUGAGGGGAGGACGGCUCAUAAUAAUGGCUGGAACGGAGUAAAUAGAAUGGCAUUAAACAUAUGGAAACCAUGUAUUUGUUGUAUUUGAUAACAUUCCACUAAUUCCGCUCCAGUCAUUACCAUGAGCCCGUCCUCCCCAAUUAAGGUGCCACCAACCUCCUGUGCCAGUAAAGUUCAUUGUAUGAAUGUUGACCGAGCAAUGGCACAUGGUGCACCUGCAUCUUCCCCUCGCAGUCACCUAAAACCAAAAACAAGCAUUGGAAAAUAAGCACACGCAGAGGACGUCUUGUACCAAACCAAUAUUUCUCCUUCAUUAGCCCUGAUAUAUGGGGUGGCUAUGCAUGGGAGAUCUUUACACUUGCAAUUUGCACAGCAUAAAUGUAUUUAUAUGUAUAUGGAGAGAAAGUAUUUUUUCAACUAACUUUUUCAAAAGACACGUCCCUUAAAGCGAACGUUCAUACUUCACAGUGUUCCACUGGCAACAUUUUACAGCCUCUGAUACAACACGUUGUAUAUAUAUCAUGUUGGAAAAUAAGAGGGAUAUCUUAUCUUCUUAGUAGCCUUGAUAAAUGGUACAGAGAGGAGUCCUGUUGAAUGACUUCUUAGUUUUGUACAAAAAUACACUUUUGGCUCAAUGCGCUUGCAGAUCAGUGUUUUUAUACUUAUUUUUUAUGGAAAAUGUUUGUCAUAUGGAACUGUACUCUUGUUUUUUUAAACAUACUUUCAUUCCUGUAUCUAUUUUCAAUAAUAAAAACAGAAGGUCUGUUACUUUUU